This is a messenger RNA of Ogataea haglerorum, 2850 nucleotides long. RefSeq lists its product as uncharacterized. Lineage: Eukaryota; Fungi; Ascomycota; Pichiomycetes; Pichiales; Pichiaceae. Bases 1 to 2850 code for a protein of 949 amino acids. Gene Ontology annotation, biological process: regulation of GTPase activity. The transcript has a single exon. The record is from RefSeq and is a predicted model, not a curated record.
AUGGCGAAGAGUGAGCUGAAGGACUACAUGCUCCGCAAUGGAGGCUCUGUGGCACUAGACUGUGUUAAGUGGUCCUAUAAGUUUGACCACCUCCAUGGUGACUCGCAGGGAUGGAGUGAGGCUUCGCUGGAGAUAACAACGAAGGGUGAGCUGAUAAUGGAUGGGGAUGCGGUGAUGAUCCCUAGUCUUCAAAAAUGUGAAGUCCAGCUAUUUCCAGAGCCCCGGGUAUUGAAAGUGAAAAGCUUGGAUCUCAAAUGUGUGUUUAUCAAGACACAACAGUCUGAAUUCGAACCUUUGCUUUCAUGCCUUAUGGUAUGGCAGAAUCUGAAACCACAAGGAUUCUACAACAAGUACUCUUUUAAUAGGUCCAUUGUUCACGACGAAAACCUUCGGACCAAUGACCUGUUGGUUUGCAGAUUUCGAGUUUACGGACCAGCUCCUAAUUACAAGAAAAUCCAGCUCAGUGGAUUGCCAAAAACUCCAUUGUAUCCUUCAGAAGACAAACAAACCGAAGGAUGGUUUACAGCCAUGGGAUAUCUGAAGCAUGACGGAAUUCUGGACUUGCUAUGCGAGAGUGAUGGUGCGCUACUGUACUCUGUCGAUAUUACAAAGCUGUAUUGUUCUGAAAUCAGGCCUCUCCAUCAUUCUCUGUUCCAGCAGCCGAAUAUCCUCUUUGUCGGGCGAAUAAACGAGCUUCGUCGAACGCAUCGGUAUGCAAACGAGAUUGAUAGCGAGGACGAAGCUCCAUUCAUCUUGAAAAACAAUAGGCCUUUCUCAAGUAUCCACCGAAUUCUUAUUCAGUUUGAUUUAGGCAUUGAUCUGAAAGACUGGAUUGUUGCUCUCAAAACUUUUGCGAAGAUCGAGUACAUUGGGAACAGAUUCACUAAGGACCGGAUGAGGCUUGUCAAAAACUACAAGCUGGAGGUUGUUGAAGCCAAAUUCAACAAUCCCUCUCUGGACCAAAAUCUUCAUCUUUAUGUCGAACUGCAUAUGUGGGGAGGGCCAUGGUAUAGAACUGCUAUCGUCAAGAACUCGAACCAGAAUCCAUUUUGGAAGGAGUUGUUUGACCUGGACCCUCCUCCGUCUGCAGAAUUUUUCACGCUCUUGUUGAAGUCAUCUAGCAACAGUUCAGUUUACAAUUUGACUGAGGAAGAUCCGGUGAUUGCAGGAGCUUUCGUAACACCUGACUUUAUGAGUGAACCACAAAUGAUGAAGAAGCUGCCGCUUUACGGCGAACAAAGCCAUGAGAUCGGAUCCGUGACUAUCAAUUUGAGUCUUCGUGAGGUCCAUAUAAUGUCAUACCAUAAUUAUAGAAUGUUUGAAGGAAUGAUGAAAGGCAUUGAUGUGCGCGACCUUUUGCAAUUUGUCAACCCAUUGAUCGAGCCUCAGAAUGUGGACGACUUGUCGCAAAUGCUGCUCGAUAUUUACCAAAGCGUUAAUAUGGAGCACGAAUACUUUGAGCAUCUGAUGUCGUUUGAGCUGGAAAGUCUGAAAAAUUCCGGGUCUAAGCGGCAUUCAACCUCGCUCACUAAUAAUCUCAAUACUUUAUUCCGUGGAAGAUCGCUUCUCUCAACGUCUUUGGAAAAGUAUCAGAUCAGAAUCGGUCAAGAAUAUCUUGAAAAGUUGCUAGGAGAAUUCAUAGGCCAAAUUUGCGCCGAAAAUCUUAUAUGCGAUCCAAACCCGAAAGCCUAUCCAACUACCUAUGAGGAACACUACCAAAAUCUUCUUAACUACGUGGAGGAACUAUGGAAUAGAAUCUAUACCACUACUAACGAUCUUCCUGAAGAACUCAAACAGGAAUGGGGCCGUUUGAGAAGCAAGGUUGAGCAUUCCGUGGAUCCAAGCGAUACGGAAACUCCUCUAAACGCUUUGUGCUCCUUUAUCUUCCUUCGAUUCUUGUGCCCUGCAAUUUUGAAUCCAAAACUAUUUAACUUGUCGAGAAACCACCAGUUGGGUAGAGUUUCUAAGACUCUGACGCUGAUUGCAAAAGUCCUUAUGACGCUUGCAAACAGGUCACAGUUUGCUCCACAUAAAGACCCAGAACUUCUUCGUCUAAAUGAAGAUUUUCUUAGCAAACGGAACGAUGAAUUGCGCUUGUACUGUGACAGAAUAAGCGGACGCAAAAUGGACUUCACGGAGAAGAAACUCGAAAUGACUAAUACCAUGGGAAAACCCUCGCUGGAUGCUUCUGAAGAAAUUUUAAGUGAACUUCCGUCUAGAUCGUACCUUAUUGACAAGUAUUUAAGACUUGCUGAGUUCGCCUCGCUUCUCGAUUCGAAGAAUUCGGAGACUAUAGUUUCAACUGAGUCCAAAAGAAAGUCUGUCAUGAGCGAGCUGAAGCUAGACCUACUGGGGCUGGACGACACAGACUUUGGAUCCAGAGACUUCAUCAAGACAUUGCUGGAAGAUGGAGAUGAUGAGCUCAACCAAUUGAUAUUGGAGAAACAAAGCAUCAACCUGGAAGAUCUAAAGCGCCAGGCGUCGGUUGUGGUAGCGAAAACCAAAGCUCUGGAGCAAGCGAUCUCAGAAACAGAGCUUCCGUCUGAUUUUACGUCGGACUCAUUCAUGGAAUUUGUGAACACCAUCCUAAAGGCCGCUAGAAUUGAUCGGGAUCACUGCCUGGUGUACGAUCUGACCGGAAAUGAAAAUGGUAGCCUGGAAUUAUUCCUCAAGAACCGAAGACAGUCCGCAAACAGCCCUCGCGUGAACUCAAAACACUUGAAAGAGCAAGUCAAUAAGUCUGGGAGCGCCCAAUCAGUUUCCACUCUCCGAAAUAGCGUAUCUUCCGCAAGUCUGUCUUCUCCAAAGAGCACCUUCAAAAAGCUGUUUAAACGCAGGUCUAUAACUUGA